Peronospora belbahrii is the source of this 894-nucleotide messenger RNA. NCBI's taxonomy places the organism in Eukaryota, Oomycota, Peronosporomycetes, Peronosporales, Peronosporaceae. The record is from the annotation of a GenBank genome assembly.
AUGUCUCGUUUGGCUGGUGUUGAAGUUGGUGGUACGACGUGGGUAGCGGCCAUUGCAAAGGAUCAUCCAGAAAAUAUUUUGGAGAAAUUUGAGGUUGAUACGACAACGCCUAAUGAAACAAUGGAUGCUAUCAUUAACUGGCUCAAGGAACGUAAAUUUGACUCACUCGGUAUUGCAUCAUUUGGCCCAGUGGACUUGAAUAAAAAGUCACCUACAUAUGGUUACAUUACAAGUACACCCAAGCCCAAUUGGGGAGAUACGGAUGUUGUAGGUGUGUUUAAACGUGCAUUUCCUGAUGUACCCAUUGGAUUCGAAACGGACGUGAAUGCACCGGCGCUAUAUGAAGUGGCAUACGGUGGCCACGGUGAUAUCACUAGUGCCGUGUACAUCACGGUGGGCACGGGUGUCGGUGUCGGUGUGUGCACAAACGGUAAUGCCAUUCACGGCUUUAUGCAUCCAGAGGGUGGUCAUAUUAUGGUCCCACCUGCUCCACAGGACAUUAAGACAAACUUUAAGGGUGUUUGCCCAUUCCAUGGUAAUUGUGUUGAAGGGAUGGUGGCAGCAGGUUCAAUCGCUGCACGAACGGGUGUAGAUCGUCGUGAUCUAGCCACAAUCACAGACGAUGAUCCGGUAUGGGAUACGAUCGCACACUAUCUCGCCAAUUUGUGCGUUAAUGUGACAUUCCUCACAUCUCCUGACGUGAUUGUAAUUGGUGGUGGCAUUGCUCGUCGAGAAAAGCUAUUUGAUUUAAUCCGUGAAAAGUUCGUAGCGCGUGUUAAUAAAUACGGUCAGCAACCACCUGUGGAGAAAUAUAUCCGUGCAUCGUUUCACCCAGCCAUUGGUCUCGUGAGCUCACUGCAUUUAGCCCGUCUCGAGCUGGAGCCCAAGUUAUGA